CUUUCCUGCACGUAUUGAAUAUAUAAUGGGGCACAAUUUCAGUAUUAACAUCAUUCGCUUUCAUUAAGCAUUUGUACCACUCACUAAAAAGUUGGUUGCUUCGCAGAUCUCGGACAAAAACACCAACAACAAAAAAGUAAAAUGUUGACCAAUACUCUAACGUACUUCGUGGCCCUUGUCACCUUCCUUGUAGGACGGAUGACUGUAGCAGCUCCUGCCUCCGGCGAUUACGAGCUUCCCUUGAAAGCUUUGGUACUUGUGACUAAAGCUGAGCUGGCUUCUUAUCCGGAGUGGAUCUUAGACUCUAUGCAGAUGCCGUAUGACUUGAUAUACCUGGUCGACGAAGCUGCACAUAAACCUAGUCAAGCAGCACAAGACCUCCACAAGAAUCUUUAUGAUGCUGAUGGUAAUCCUAUGUAUAGCUCGGUGGUUUUGGAGACUCUCCAGUUAGGAUAUGUGACCGAAGUAGACGGGGGAGAGGUGUUUCAAUCCGCACUGGACGUAACGACUUGGGAUGCAAUCAAUGAGAUGUGCAGACAGUAUCAGCUUCGCAAAGUGGUGCUAGCAUCAUCAUCAUUAGCUGAUGAAGCGUUGAUUCCAUAUAAGGGUUUGGAACGUGGGUCAUCUGAGGAUGCACUAAUUGAGUUUUAUGACAGCGACUAUGCCAAAAGUCUGCUUUUGCAUAUCAAACAUGACUCUCAGUUUGUGGUCGGUCAAGUCAACGAAUUUGUGCGUACAAUUUACUGGUAUUAUCCUGCAACACUGGCAAGUGACACUACACAUAUUAAGCCCUUCAUGAAACUCAAGCCCAGCUGCGCCGGUAAUAACGAGGCCCGUAUUUUGCAGCUGACACAACCCGAUAUCCCUAGCCUUCCUUGUGAGGAAAUAGAGUGGGUAGGAGGUUUCACUAUGGAGAAGGACGGUAUAGAAGAAAUGCACUUCCUUAUCAACAGCAAUAUCUAUGGGCAUCAUGGUUUUGUUGUUUCUGAUAUAUGGUUCACAUGGAUGACUAGAGGCGUCUGGCCGGGUAUGCGACGUGUGCCGUUGAACACCCAAGUUGAUGACUUUUUCCUCGCCACUGGAGUGUACAAUACAACGCUUGAUAGACAGGCGGUUGCCGACGAGCCAGUCUAUCGUACCAGUGGUACCGAUAUUGAGCUACUUGUACAGUGGCAAGAUAUGUUCAACAAGGCGCUGCCCAAAAAUUCACGAUAUGUCAUGGAAUUCGCGUUCAAUGGGGCCGGCUGGUUCGAUUUCGCAGACCUGCCCGACAAUUGCAAUCCGGUGACCAUUGAAAAACGCGAUCAUUUCUUCUGGGUCUCUCAUACGUGGAGACAUCUGGACAUGUAUUGUCCCUUUAGUGAUUGUGCCACUUAUGGCCUUACAAAAUACGAAGAUGUUAAAUUCGAGCUGGAGAAGAACGAGUGGAUGGCUGAGAAUGAACUUUUCUUUGAUGUCACCGACGAUGAUCUCAGCACCUACCCGACCUGGUCAGGAAAGUCGCUGGUCACACCCCGUAUUUCGGGUCUGAAUCACACCGAGUCUAUUCGCGCCAUGUCGGACAUUGGUAUCACAUCAGCCGUGGGAGAUAACUCGCGACUUGAUCUGAUGCCUGAUAACCCUUGGCAUGGAUUCCCUACCAAGGUAGCUGACGAAUCAGGACGUCGUAUUUUUGUCAUCCCACGGUUCGCUACUCGAGUGUACUUUGACGUAUCUCUCCCUCUACAGAGUAAGAUGGAGCACGCCAGUAUCUAUGGCCCUAACUGCUAUGGAAACCAACGCACAGAGGAUGUAACAUACCCCUGGAAAUGCAAUACUAAGACAUUUAAAUACACACGUGACCUGGAUAUUACGGAGAUAUUAUCUAUCGAGGCGUACGAAACAGGGCGUAACCUGCUAGCUUACCGUACUGACCCAUACAUGUUCCACCAAGCCAAUAUUCGGUUCUUUGAGUAUCAAGGACGCGUGCAGUCACUCACCACUAUGUGGAUUGAGGCAGUGGCCGGCGAGUUCCUCAAAUAUAAGGACUUACCACUGUUUUCAUUGAAACAAGAUGACCUUCGCGAGUUUUAUCAGCAGCGUAUGAAUCGCGACGCCUGCGGCAUCUCAGCCAAGUGGGUGUACAAAAAUAACCAACCCGUGGAACUCAAAUUGACCGGCGAUAAGGAUUGCGAGGCCAAGCUCACACGUGUGGAGAAUUCUGAAUUUAGCUUUACAGAUGUCGCAACAGAAGAACAUUACGGGUUCGAUCGCACGCGUGACAUCAAAAUUAAAAAGAACGCUGACACCGUGCUGACGGUCGGGCCUGCCAAUGGCGAUAACAAGCAGCAGGCACCACUGCCGUAUCCCCCUGCAGUACGUCCUAAUACUAACUACGACCGGCGUAAGGUUGCAAAUUCAUUCGGGGCUUUCCAAUCCAUGGCGGCUACAGCAGUAUUCGCGCUUGAAAAAUACGUCAAAGAUCUGUUGGCCGAGAAUUUGAAGUUCGUGGGAAAGUAUAGAACUCUGACUGAAGAGGCUACGUGCCGACCAAGCGAUGAUAAGCUUGACGAAAAGUACUUCGCAGAAUUCGACGAUGUGUCCCUGCCUACAGAAGAGGCCAAGAGAAAGGACAAACAGUCCUGGUACAGAAUCAUGGAGGAAGAAGAAACUAAGCUACAAACAGAACUCACUGAAAAAAGCACUGAGGUUAAUGAUGCGACACAAGCCGAGGUCAUUGCCGUAAUUGAAAAGGACAUUUCCAGCUCCAUCAGUAAUAUGGAAGACUGGGCAACUGACAUGAAUAAGCAGGCCUACGAAAACCUAAGAACAAUCUACGAGAACUACAACGCAAAGGGUCAGUGCUAGAAUACCCAUGCGUAUGCGAACUCAUCUGUGUUGAGUCGCAUGUCGAUAACUGACGCGGAUAAGUGCUGUGCGCUCCAUGUUGGUCUCGUCGGUGGAGGCGGGAUGUAAUACGAGAAACAAAAAUAUUAAACAAAAGAAAGUAUGGUAAUGGGCAGAGAAGAAACAAAAGAAAAAUAAACAGGCCGAACCUAUUGCCAUCUAAGGAAGUUUGAGAUAAGGUGAACACCCAUCCAUAGAAUCAAGCAGGCCAGCAAAGAAAUAAAGAAAAAGAUACACAGGAGAACAAUUACUCGAAGGCAAAUACGAUUACAAUUUAACAGGUCUCGAUUUUCAUACAAU
Sphaeroforma arctica JP610 is the source of this 3186-nucleotide messenger RNA. RefSeq lists its product as hypothetical. The record is from RefSeq and is a predicted model, not a curated record. The transcript is spliced from 2 exons. Lineage: Eukaryota; Ichthyosporea; Ichthyophonida. Bases 142 to 2847 code for a protein of 901 amino acids.